Messenger RNA from Letharia lupina, 1743 nucleotides. RefSeq lists its product as uncharacterized. Gene Ontology annotation, biological process: transmembrane transport. The record is from RefSeq and is a predicted model, not a curated record. The transcript is spliced from 9 exons. Gene Ontology annotation, molecular function: transmembrane transporter activity. Gene Ontology annotation, cellular component: membrane. The coding region runs from base 1 to 1743 and encodes 580 amino acids. NCBI's taxonomy places the organism in Eukaryota, Fungi, Ascomycota, Lecanoromycetes, Lecanorales, Parmeliaceae.
AUGCCUGUUUUUAUGAACCCGUUUCAGAAGCAUCAUGUCCGCGAUUUCCCUGAUGUUUUUGUACCAUUGGCACACGCAACGCGAUACCCCUCUGUGGUUGCAGACCACAACGAAAAGCUGGGCAUUUCCUCGGAUAGCCCUGUAAAUGAUAAGGAGGGUGAAGCCAGCGUUGGCGGUAAAUACAGUGCAAAUACCGUGGAGGGUCUUCGGGCAGAAGUAGACCUGGAUAUUGCGGCUUCCGGCCAUGAUACCGCCUAUGAUCGAAAGUCAAAGGUCAUUAACAAGGCCAUCAUGGAUAUCGGAAUGGGACCAUAUCAAUGGCAACUGUUCGUCCUCUGCGGGUUUGGAUGGUUAGCAGACAACCUGGUGCUUCAGGUAGUUGCACUUACUUUACCAUCAUUGACAUCUGAGUUUGGCGUGAGCUCCAACAACGUCCGAUACACCACCUGCGCCACAUUUGUAGGACUAUGCCUAGGGGCUUCUUUUUGGGGCAUUGGGGCGGACCUCCUGGGUCGACGCUUAGCGUUCAACACGACCCUGUUUCUCGCUGGUGUAUUUGGCCUUGCAGUCGGUGGCGGUCCAAGCUGGGUCGGCACCUGCGGACUCUAUGCGGCACUGGGAUUUGGGGUUGGUGGGAAUCUGCCUGUCGACGGAGCACUCUUUCUGGAAUUUCUGCCAAGCGCGUCCCAGAGCUUACUGACUCUCUUGUCUGUGUGGUGGCCACUUGGCCAACUGCUUGGCUCACUCAUCGCCUGGGGGUUCCUCUCAAAUUAUACGUGUAGUCCGGACCUCAACUCUUGUGACGUCUCGGCUCCGCCAUGUUGCUCCAAAGCUAACAACUGGGGCUGGAGAUAUCUCAACAUCACGGUCGGGGCUAUCAUCUUUUCGAUGUUUAUGGUUCGAUUCUUCUUCUUUCAUCUCUUCGAAUCGCCCAAAUACCUCCUUGCGCAGGGUCGUCAGGCUGAGGCAGUUGCAACGGUUCAUGGGAUAGCCUAUAAGAACAAGCGUAAGACUUGGCUAUCGGUCGAAGUCCUGAAUGCCAUUGGCGGUGAUCCAGCAGUGCUUGACAAUACCAAGCUCUCCCGUGCAGAUAUCGUGAAGCGAACUCUCGGCAAAUUCUCGAAAGACAGGAUCGCGCCUCUUUUCGCAACCAGGCGUCUGGGAGUCAUGACAUGCCUCAUCUGGAUUUGCUGGGCAACGAUUGGAAUGGGAUACCCUCUUUUCAAUGCCUUUCUCCCACAGUAUUUCCAGAACACUGGGAAAGCGAAUACAGCACCUACGCCGAACAGCAUUGUAUACCGCAACUACGCUAUCACCUCGAUCGUUGGUGUCCCAGGGUCGAUAAUUGCGGCCUACACGGUCGACGUCAAAUAUAUCGGCCGCAAGUACACCAUUGCAAUCGCCACGCUGAUCACCGGAAUCCUCCUGUUUUGCUUCACAAUCAGUGAUGAUUCGAAUUACCAGCUUACCUUCAGCAGUCUUGAAGCCUUUUUCCAAAACAUAAUGUACGGCGUGCUGUAUGCUUAUACGCCCGAGGUCUUUCCGGCCCCCAAUCGAGGCACAGGGACUGGAAUCGCAUCUUUCUUCAACCGGCUCACGGGUCUAUGUGCGCCCAUUGUCGCAGUCCACGCUGGGAAAGUGAAUCCGAAUGCACCCAUUUAUGCGUCCGGGUCGUUGAUUCUUGUUGCUUUCAUCGCCAUGUGUUGCUUCCCAAUUGAGACCAGGGGAAAGCAGAGUCUCUAG